Messenger RNA from Knipowitschia caucasica, 2238 nucleotides. Lineage: Eukaryota; Metazoa; Chordata; Actinopteri; Gobiiformes; Gobiidae. The record is from the annotation of a GenBank genome assembly.
AUGGGAACAAUGAUCAAGUCAAAAGACAUACCACAUGCGGCCGGGAUCUGCCUUCAAACUCCCGAGCGGCCUCUGAGACCACCCCCAAGAGCAGUCACGCCAUGCGCCUCAAAACGCCGCCGUAUCAUUGAGCCUCUCCUGGUGGGUUGGCAUGGCCCAGUGAUGAACGGAGCCGUGGUGCCUGGUAGCCCGGAGCUUUCCUCCUCAUGUCCACUGCCCGACUGGCGAGAGUUCUGCGAGGUCCACGCACGUGCCUCUGCUGCAGAUUUCGCAGACAAGUUUCAGCGCUUCCUGUCUGAGAACCCAUGUUACGCCUCGGCUGGUGCUGAUGCCAGUUUUUCCCAGCACUUUGCUCAACAUUUCCUGGAGUGUUUCUCUUCAGCUCUAACGCAGGUCCGAGAGAACCAGGCCUCUUCCCCUGGAGAAGACGGCUCCACCUCUGCAGCCAAAUACAGUAUUGUUCCCUUCCUGGGGAUUCAGGGCUGCCCUCUUGCUUACGGCCAAGACCUUUACCAGAGACGCAAAGACGCUGGGGCAUCCAGUGAGUCUCUGGACAGUAUGGACAGUGCAGGGUUGGAUGGGGGAAGUGCCAACUCUCGAGGAUCCCAAAUCACACAUAAAGUCUCUGCUUUGGGACAGUCUCGCAGCUCUGAAGAUGUCUCUAUCAGUCACCCAAAGGCACGCUUCAAGAAAGGCUUCUCCCUGAGGAACAUGAGCCUGUGUGUGGUGGACGGGGUGAAGGAAAUGUGGCACAGACGGGCGUCCCCUGAGCCGGACGCUCCCUCUGGGACCAGGAAGUCCAAUGGGAUAGUGGGAGCUGGAGGAGCAACAGGGGUGGCUGGAGGAGCAGCUGAAGCCACUGGCGGGGAGAAAUGGUCCCAGAAGUUACGUCUUCCUCGGAGUUCUCAGGGUCAUAAAGCUGAACUGCUGGAGAUUCAGAGGGAGGGUGCCCUCAGAUACAUGGUGGCUGAUGACACAAACUGUAUGGGGGCCGCACAGUGGCAGAAGUGCCGCCUGCUACUCCGGAAGACAAAACGAGAUGAGGGAGGGGAGAAGUUUCUGCUGGAGUUCUAUGUCCCACCAAAGUCUUCAAAGCCCAAAGUCAGCAUACCACUGUCAGCCAUUGUGGAAGUGCGGACCACGAUGCCGCUGGAGAUGCCUGACAAAGACAACACUUUUGUCCUUAAGGUGGAAAACGGGUGCGAGUACAUUAUGGAAACUAUUGACUCUUUGCAGAAGAAUUCGUGGGUCGCUGACAUUCAGGACUGCAUAGACCCGGGGGACAGUGGUGACGACAUCGAGCUGGCGUCCUGUCCCCAUGGCCAGGCAUCCAAGAGCUGCUCCAUGGUGGCCUCCUGCAGCUGUGAACUCCUGUCUGAAGGAAUCUACCGUGCUUCAGAAAGGUCUUGUUCAGCAGCAGCAGAGCACUAUAGCGCCCCCUCUGUCAGAUGCAGAGAACUUCCAUUCACCCAGCACCCGUCCCAUAUGCCUUUAGAGCGCUUCCUCCAGUCCCCAGAGGCACAAACCUCUCCUAACACGGCAGGAGCCAGUGAAGGCCUGAAAGAGUCCGAGGGAGAGGCCAGUCUGGUGGGCUACCCCUGGUUUCAUGGGACACUGUCUCGGGUCCGUGCGGCACAGUUAGUUCUGGCAGGUGGAGCCAGGAGCCAUGGGCUUUUUGUGAUUCGACAAAGUGAAACCAGGCCAGGAGAGUAUGUUCUCACCUUUAACUUCCAGGGAAAAGCCAAGCAUUUGCGGUUGUCAUUGAAUGAUAAUGGCCAGUGUCACGUUCACCAUUUGUGGUUUCACACGGUUUCGGAUAUGCUGAGGCACUUCCACGCCCACCCCAUCCCGCUGGAGUCUGGGGGCUCUGCUGACAUCACACUACGCUCUUAUGUGCAAGUGCAGAGGGGUAACAACACAGACGUUCCACCAACGACAACCCCCACUGCCCCCCGAGAAGCCAACUGCAGGGCAGAAUCUUCUCAGUCCAGUCUGCACCUGUCCACAGCCACUCCCGGGCCGCCCCAGGACAUGCCGCUGUCCUCCAGCACAUCCUCAUCGCCCACGGCACACCCCUCCUUGUCUCGCAGCGACCCAGGCACUGGCGGGGGGCUCCAGAGUCGCAGUAACAGCUCGGAACGACUCCUGGAGGGGUCGAGUGGAGGGUCCGAUGACUAUCAGGAUUCGGACGGGACUCGCAGGGCCCGGGCAGUGGAGAACCAGUAUUCUUUCUACUAA